This is a messenger RNA of Abrus precatorius (Indian licorice), 2314 nucleotides long. Its product is annotated as protein ROOT PRIMORDIUM DEFECTIVE 1. The record is from RefSeq and is a predicted model, not a curated record. NCBI's taxonomy places the organism in Eukaryota, Viridiplantae, Streptophyta, Magnoliopsida, Fabales, Fabaceae. The transcript has 2 exons. Gene Ontology annotation, molecular function: RNA binding. The coding region runs from base 216 to 1466 and encodes 416 amino acids.
AAGCCAAUUCUGCAGAAAUCACAAACAGUAUCUUCAGCGCAGAAGGGUCGUUACCCAACACUCUCCGAUAACAAAGCUGGGAACUUUGCAUCACAACCUUCAUCUCCUCACCGGGGAAAACUGUGUUAGUCGAAGUAAUCCCUCCAUUUAUAGUUUUCUGCAUUAAGAAUAUUUUGUUUGUUCUGCUGAUAAUUGACUCUCAAGUGUUCGACGAAAUGUCCAACCGAAUUUGCAUCAAAAAGGGGUUGUUGACACUAACGGGUACCCACACUGUGACCAAACUCGAGCACCCACUUUGUGUUUCCACGUGUGUUCGAUCAAAAACAACGUCUUCUCAGUAUGUAGCAUCAAGAUUUCGCGACCCUACAUUUGAGAAACUCAUGGACAAUUACAAGAACCUUGUCAAAGUCAUUUCCAUUCAAGACCUCAUUCUUGCAAACCCAAACAACCCAUCAGUCUCCAUUGAAUUCCUCUCCAAGCUCUCCCAGAAGCUUCACCUUAACCGCGGUGCCACUGCCUUCCUCCGCAAGUUUCCUCGCAUCUUCCACAUUUACUAUGAGCCUUCCAAGUUGAAGCCUUUUUGCAGGUUAACUGAUGCUGCUCUUGAUGUUUCGCGUCAGGAAUCGGAGGCCAUUAAUGCUUCUUUGCCUGUUGUUGUUGAAAGGCUUGUUAGGAUAUUGUCAAUGUCUGCAUCCAAAAUGGUGCCUCUUAGAGCAAUUUUUAAGGUUUGGAAGGAACUUGGCCUGCCUGAUGAUUUUGAGGACUCAGUUAUAUCUGCAAAUUCUAGUGUUUUUCAGCUGUGUGAUGCGCAUGAACCGAAUACUCAUUUGUUGAAGCUGGUUGAUGGUGUUCCAAGCAAUGGUUUUAGGGCGAUUGUUGAGGAUUGGAGGGUUGUUGAGUGCUGCAAGGAGGAUUGCAGUGUUGAUAGGAUGGAAAUGCGGUUCAGUUUCAAACAUGGGCAUCCUCCGGGGAUGAGGCUGACCAAGAAUUUCAGGGCCAAGGUGAAGGAAUGGCAGAGGUUGCCAUAUGUGGGGCCGUAUGAGGUGGUGGGUGAGGGGAAAAAGUCUAAGGCUGGAAUGAUGGCUAUGGAGAAGCGAGCGGUGUCUAUUGUUCAUGAGUUCCUAAGUUUGACAGUGGAGAAGAUGGUGGAGGUUGAGAAGAUCAGCCAAUUUAGAAAAUGGUUUGGAAUUGAUUUGAAUAUAAGGGAUCUGUUCUUGGAUCACCCAGGGAUCUUCUAUUUGUCAACUAAGGGUAAAAAGCAUACCGUUUUCUUGAGGGAAGCUUACGAACGGGGGUGUUUAAUCGAACCAAAUCCUGUCUAUGAGGCAAGGAGGAGGCUACUUGAUCUUGUUGUCUUAGGGCGUAGGGGUCUGCCUGCUGUUAAUUCGAAGUUGCUGGAUAGAAGCAGUUGCAAUGAGGUUGGGCAAGAGGACAACCAGCAAAAACAUGGCUUGUUACCAUCUUGACUAAAGCAUUACAGCUUUGUUGAGGUGCUUUGUAUGCCUAGAGUUUUUUAUUUUCUUGUGUGUUGCUUCUGGCAUACAUGUACCUAUAAAUGGAAAAAUAACAACUUUGAUUCUAACUUGGGUAAUUGCUAUACAAUUCUGCAUAGACAAGUUUGAUAUAUAUGAAGAUGUCCUAAUUAAUGGGAAGCUCUCUUCUGUGCUAGAAAAGCUAGAUGGAUUUAUUUCUCUGUAUAAAUUAACUCCAUCAUGUUACUUUGUUUCAGCUUGAUUUGACAACAUUUUGUGAAACUGUAGCUUAUGACACUGAAGAGGAUCGAUGAUUUGGCAAUAGUCCAAGCAAGGCGAGCAUUAGUAAACAAGAAUGGGAACUGGCUUUCAAGAUUGCAAAACAUUAAGUUAUCUUUCCAAUUUGAGAUUUACCAGCAGGUCAAUCGUGAGUUCAUUAGCUUUUCUGGUUUCAUUGAUAUCUGCAGAAUUUAUGCCCUUGAGGAGAGUGGUAAACUAGUUGAAGUGACUGUUGAGGACACGGAUUUUACUGUUUGUGCUCAUCAUCUCUUUGGCUGGAAGUUUAUAUUUCUCAUUGAUGUUAAGCGAGAGAGGCAUGUAAGGAACAGCAACAUCGCUAGCAUUCUGGCCUAAUACAGUUGUUCAAGUUUUGCUGAUAUACUUAGUUCACAGAUGAAGUUUCGUUUGUUUGCAUUUUGGUGUAAUUGACUUCUUGGUAAAUCAGAGAAACUUACGGAAUCGAAGUAUAAAUUUUUUUUUAUCCUUUUAAGUAGUUAAAGUCAGAAGUCCGAACUUGGAUUCUAAUUUUCAUGUUUCAAUAAGAAGUGCUAUCAGAUUUGUGG